Molecule: messenger RNA, 4341 nt
Organism: Polistes canadensis
Lineage: Eukaryota; Metazoa; Arthropoda; Insecta; Hymenoptera; Vespidae
Product: 26S proteasome non-ATPase regulatory subunit 2-like
Exons: 14
Coding region: 181-2760 (859 amino acids)
Biological process (GO): regulation of protein catabolic process; proteasome-mediated ubiquitin-dependent protein catabolic process
Cellular component (GO): proteasome complex; nucleus; proteasome regulatory particle, base subcomplex
Molecular function (GO): enzyme regulator activity
Source: RefSeq, a predicted model, not a curated record
CUCUCGCAAGGAUAAAAAAGAUGAAAUGAAUGACGAAGAUAAGAGGUUACAAGAAGAUUUGUUGCAACUGGUUGACGUGUUGAUGGUGAACAAUUAUUUAUUUUAAUCACGUUUAAUUAAUCACGUUAAUUGUUUGUUUGUUUUUCAUUUGAAAAAAAAAAGGGUAAAGAUGAGAAUGCUAUGAUACGUGCAUUGAUUAAUCUUAGAAUUUUAAUACAAACGUCUACCACAUCAAUGACCUCCGUACCGAAACCAUUGAAAUAUUUACGAGAUUAUUAUCCACGAUUGAAAGAAGUUUAUAAUAAAAUAAAGGGAAAGGAUGUUAAAAAAUUGUUGGCCGAAAUUUUGAGCGUAUUGGUUAUAGCUGAAACUUCAUCGACUAUUAUUGGUAAAAGAGAAUGUUUGGAAUUUUGUUUAAAAGGUUUGGUUCAAAAUCCCGGUGAAUGGGGUCACGAAUAUGUUAGACAAUUAGAAACUGAGAUAGUUGAUGAAUGGACAAGUGCACCGAUCAAGGACGAACAUAAUAUCAGGUCACGAUUAACACCGUUGAUCGAAAGUAUCGUUAAAUUUAAUAUGAAACACAAUGCCGAAAUACAAGCCUGUGACUUGUGUUUGGAAAUUGAUCAAAUUCAUUUUUUACGCGAUUAUUUGGAUUGUAAUAAUUUUUUAAGAGUUUGCCAUUAUUUAACCAGUUGCGCUGCUUACAGCGAAGAAAUGGAAAAACAACAGAUACUAGAAUUCGUAUACGAUCAGUAUAUAAGAUUCGGUGAUUAUAGCAAAGCAAUGUUAAUUGCAAUACAAUUGGCCAAUUCGGAAUUGGUUUUCAAGUGUCUCACCACGUGUCCUGAUCCUUUAAUACGAAAACAAUUAGCAUUUUUGAUUGCAAGACAACAGAAUCAUUUAAUAAUAAAUAAAUAUCAAGGCGAUGACGCGGAUGAAAUUGAAAAUAUUUUAAGCAACGGACACGUCAAUCCACACUUUCAAAUAUUAGCGAGAGAAUUGGAUAUAUUGGAACCUAAACUUCCGGAAGAUAUUUAUAAAACAUGGUUGGAAACUGGAACCAGACGAAAUAUCGAUUACGAUUCUGUCAGAUCUAAUUUAGCUGCAAGCUUCGUUACUGCAUUUGUUCAUGCCGGAUUUGGGGAAGACAAACUUAUGUCAAAUACUAAAGAUUGUUGGGUAUACAAAAAUAAGGGUCACGCUAUGUUAUCGGCAACAGCAUCCUUAGGAUUGAUACACCUUUGGGACGUGGAUGGUGGAUUAGUACCAAUCGACAAAUAUCUUUAUACCAAUGACGAUUACAUUAAGUCAGGUGCCCUAUUGGCAAUCGGAUUGGUAAACUGUGGAGUUAAAAAUGAAUGCGAUCCGGCUUUGGCAUUGUUAAGUGAUUAUGUUCUCUCGGACAAUUUAACUUUACGAAUUGGUGCAAUUUUAGGAUUAAGUUUGGCUUAUGCCGGAUCGCAACGAUCCGUUAUUGGGGAAUUAUUCAUAUCUGCAUUGAAUGAUAAACGAAGUACGAUGGAAAUUAUUGGAUUGUCGGCUAUUGGUUUAGCUUUGAUUUACGUUGGUACAGCCAAUUCUAAUAUUUCAUCUAUCAUAUUGCAGAAAUUAUUAGAACUUACAUUAGAAGAACUUGCCAAUACACAUUACAGGUUUUUAUCGUUAGCCUUGGGAAUACUUUACAUGGGUUGUCGCGACGUUAUUGAUACGCCAUCAGCUGCAUUAGAAGUUUUACCGGAACCGUAUAGGCUUGCUUGUCAAACAAUGUUACAGAUUUGCGCAUACGCUGGAACUGGUGACGUUUUAAUCGUCCAAGAACUUUUAAGGAUUUGUUCGGAACCCGUUAACGGGAAGGACAGUAUUUAUGGUACACCAAUUACGACUCCUGUCGCUAGUUGUUGCAAUCAUGGUAAACGUACGGGGUCUAAUCAAUCGGCUGAUGAUACUCAAACAAAUAACAAGACACCUAAUUCGAGAGAAAUUGGGAUGUCACAAGCAAUAGCAUCACUCGGUGUAGGAGUGGUUGGAUUAGGUGAAGGCAAAGAAAAUUCACGAAUCUUUGGACAGGUAGGACGAUAUGGUCCGACACAAGCAAGACGUGCAGUGCCCUUAGCAAUGGCCCUUUCGUCACUUUCAAAUCCAGAACCAGCAUUGAUAGACAUUUUAAACAAAUACAGUCACGACAAUGACGUAGACGUUGCUCAUAAUGCAAUAUUAGCAUUAGGAUUGGUUGGUGCUGGUAGCAACAACGCACGAUUAGCAACCAUGCUUAGACAAUUAGCUGCUUAUCAUGCCAAAAAUCCAUCACAUUUAUUCCUCGUUAGAAUAUCACAAGGUCUCGUUCAUUUAGGAAAAGGUACAUUAUCUUUAUCACCGUUGCAUUAUGCAUCAAGAAUUUUAGAUCAAACGGCAUUGGCUGGAUUGUUGGUGGUCCUUGUUGCAUGUUUGGAUUGUAGAAAUUUGAUAUUGGAUAAAUCCCAUUACUUGAUGUAUUGUUUAGCUACUGCUAUAGAACCAAGAUGGUUGGUCACACUGGAUACAAAUCUCAAGAUACUUCCCGUUUCUGUCAGAGUUGGCCAAGCGGUAGACAUAGUUGGCAAAGCUGGUAAUCCUAAAUCCAUAGCCGGUGGUAACGUUCACACAACUCCAACCCUUUUAACGCACAACGAAAGGGCCGAGUUAUUGUUAGACGAGUACGAACCAUUGUCCAGCGUAUUGGAAGGUUUUGUUAUUUUACGAGAGAAAACUGUAUCAUCCUAAAAUAUCUUUCACAAUGUUCUAAAUAAACACGGAAAUAUAAUAAAAUCAUAUUUGUUAAAAUAUCAGUUAAAAUUUCAUUGAAAUUUCAUUUUUAUAGGUUUGCGUUUAUUUAACUUUAGGGACUAGCGGAAGCAAUGUGCUUUAUACAACAGAAAUAAUGUACAUUGGUAUGCAUUGCACAGUGGGAACAACAACGCUGCAUCAUGAUCAAAAUACGUGUCCUGUGUCUGUGUGUGUGUAUGAUGUGUAUAGGUUUGUUUGUAUGUUUUCUUCAACAUUUAAACAGAUUGUCAACAUCUGUUUUACCGAUUUUUUUUUUUUGGUUAUUUUCUUUAAUUCCCAUAAGCAUUGCUAAUCCUAUAUACCUAUAUAUAAAUAGGGUAAAUAAAAUGUUUUACACGAAGGAAGCGAAUUUAACUCGAAUACAACUCGUGUAUGUGUGGUGAUGUGUAUACAUAUGAAUAUUUUUCUAUGAACAUUUGAUUCCUAUGUGGCGUAGAAAAAAAAAAAAAGACAUGAUUUGUAAGGUGAAGAUUUGUUUAUAAAGGGGGGGUAGAGGGGGGAAUGAAAUAUUUCGACGGAUUGUUUCUUGAUUCUCGUUACUUUUCAUACAUUAUUCUUUCACACGCGUUUCAUACACAUUUAUUAUAGUGCGUUUUUUUUUUUUUUUUUUUUUUUCCAAGGUAUAUGAGUCGAAGUUUUAUUUGAUUUAUUUUAAUUUUAUAUUGAAUUUUAUUUUUACGAGAGAUCAUGGCGCGCUCGUUUAUUUAAAUUUCCCCAUUUAGUUUUCUUUUCUACUUUCUUCUUCUUAUUCUCAUUAAUUUUUUUUUUUUUUUUUAAAUAUUAUAAGGGCCAUCCUUUCUUGUGAAGAAAAUGUGAGAAAACGCAAGCUUUACAUGUAAUAUAUAUGCACUCAUGCAACGUGUUUAUUAACGCUACGGACUCAGUUUUUUAUUUGUUUGUUAAAUAUCUAACGUACGUUUUUCUUCUUGUAUUUUUUUUUCUUUUUUCUUUUUUUCUUCAUAGGCACAUGACUUAGAGUAAGAGACGAUAUUUUUGUUACUAUGGUUUUUUUUUUUUUUUUUUUAAAUACGAAGAGCACGCACUUUUAACAACACACGUGCGUCGCAUGUGACAUGAAUUUUAUUUUUUAUAUAUAUAUCUCGAUGCGUGUGAAACAUGUGUGUGUGUGUGAUUUUUAAAUGCGUAAACGAUGAGUGCGACGAACGGAACUCGAUUUUGAAUAAUUUAAUUUUUUUCUUUUUUUUUACUUUCACGAGAUUAUUUUUCGGUUUAUUCAUAAACGAUGCAUAUAUAUUUUUUUUCGAAUUGUUAAUUUAGAGUUAAAUGUAAAAAAUUUUAUUUGCUUCCAGUUCUACUCUGACGACGAAUAAUUUUUUUUUUUUUUUAUGUAUUUAUUAAUAUAUUUUUUUAUUUAUUUUUUUUUUAUUGUUUUUCAUUUUCAUUAGAUUUUGCACUCUAAUGUAGAGUGUAAGUUUGUUAUUCGAUAAGUCGCAUAAAAAAGGUUUUUUUUUUUCUUUCAAUUUCGAGUUAAUCUGCAUUUUUGUUAAAUCGCAAGUG